AUGGGCUUGCGAGAAAAGACCGUGCAUCUUCGUGUCGACGAAAUGCCAGACAGGCGAUAUGGCUUUAAUGACCGUGCAGAAUUCAGUAGUGAGAUAAAGGAGGAGCAAAGAGAACGUUUGACCUUGAGAAGUAUUGACGGAUACGAAGAACCGUUCCGCUCUCCAACAAGCCUCGCCCCUCCAGCCACCAUCCCAUUCUCUCAUCCCGAGGUCAUUGGAGAGGAGAGCGGAGAGCUGCGUAGUGUAGAGUCUCACAGGUACCCCCGGGGAAAGCAGGCUGACAGUCUAGUCUGUAUACGCAGUUGGAGAGCGAAGAUGCUCGUGUGUCUCCUCGUCGCGUUGCUCUUUGUGGUUCCAUUCACGAAAGCAGAAGGAGAGACUCAAGAGUGCUUGUGCCGAUGUCGAACUACGGAUGUGAAAGGGAAUCCGGGGACGUAUUGCACGGGUGCGGAGUGCUGUGCCGUGCCCGUUCACCUCAUCUUGCCCAACACGACUUUCCUGGAAAUCGUGCGUGCGAAUUUCCCCGUGCUGAAACCGGGGUCGUUCGAGAACCUCACUUCUCUCAUCUACAUAGAUCUCCAUAGCAACGAGAUCGCAGAAAUCGAGCCGGGGGCUUUCCAGGGCCUCUCUUCGGUUAACAAUCUGACCCUAAGUUUCAACGUCCUCGUGAAGCUGGAUCCGAACGCAUUUCGGGGUCUCACCGGUCUGGAGUGGUUGUUCAUGGUGAAAAAUCACUUUAAGACCCUCUCGGACGUUACGGUCGCCUUGAGUCCUGCCGUCUUGCCGAAUCUAUUCCGUCUUCAUAUCGGCGGGAACGACUUUGGAGAGAUCCACAACGAUUCCUUCCUUCCUAUGAAUGGAAGUCACGUGAGAGAUCUUCAGUUUCCACUCUGUCAGCUCCGUAGCGUCCAUCCGGAUGCGUUCCGUCCUCUCCCGGCCAUUGGGAGGAUUCAGCUCCGGGAAAACGCCAUCCCUGUCGAUAACCUCAUGAAGGUGAUCGAGAAUCUCCCUUCAACGGUGUUUGGGUUUGAUAUUUCGUCCAUGUCGCUGACGGGGGAAGUUCUACCCGGGAUCAUGGCUUCUGUCUCCAAGACACAGAUCCGGAAGCUGUGGGCCCAGGACAACUAUUACCUGAACCUGCAGAACCACACGUUUCCUCAUAUGCCGCUUCUCGAGGAACUUUACCUCCAAAAGGUGAAGUUGUUGUUCAUCGAAGACGGGACGUUCGAUAAUGUGACGAAUCUGAGACAUUUGGAUCUGUCGGGGAAUCGCCUGACAGGCGUCCCUCAGGCCGUCUUGGUCCCCACCCUGGAAUUCCUGAACAUUUCGGGGAACAGUGGAGGGGAAAAGGUGAAGGCCUCGUUCGACGUCGGUCGCAAUCGGUUCCUCAACACCUCCCACCUCAAACAGCUCGACUUGUCCAAGAAUUACAUUCUGAGGAUUCAUCGAGAUGCCUUCGCCGGGCUGUCUUCCCUGGAGACCCUGGGGUUGGAGAACAACGAGAUCGAACUCAUCGACGAAGGCGUCUUCCUUCCGCUCGGCUCCCUCAAGUUCCUCGGGCUGUCCGGAAACGACCUCUCGUCUGGAAACCCGAAUCUGUUUCACGGCCUGGAUAGCCUGGAUACUCUGGUGAUGGAGAACUGCAACGUGAACUUGGUCCACAAUCGUUCCGUGUACGAGUCCCUGCCUCGACUUCGUCAGGCGAGCCUGGCAUUCAACAAGGUUGCUCAAAUCUCCCCGAUCGUGUUCCGCGAGUCGCACGACCUCCGCAGCCUGGAUCUGUCUCACAACACCAUCUCGUCGUGGAAUGAGCGCGCGUUCCGCUUCCCCCUCGAUUCUCUCUUGCUGAAAAACAACAAGAUCACGACAGUCACCCCAGCCAUGCUCGAGGACUUCAAUUCGGUGCGGGACUUGGACCUUAGCGACAAUCCCUUCCAGUGCGACUGUGGCGUCGCCGACUUCGUCGCGCAUCUUGAGGAGAAGGUCCAAAAUAAAUCUCAGUCGCUUCACACGGAGAAGUUACAUUAUUCCCUAUCGCACGAGAAUGAGGGCGCGUUCGUGUUUGACAGUUAUUUGUGUCACCUGCCGGAAUGGAAGAGGGGUGAACAGUUGCUGGAAUUGGGACUGAGUCCUGAGGAUUGCAUCCCUGCCAGUCCCUGGCUGGUAAUCGGGAUGCCGGUGGUGCUGUGCAUCGUUCUUCUCACCCUCCUCGGCUUCCUCCUCUUCCGCAAUCGGUACUACCUCCUCUAUUAUCUUCAUCUGGCUCGGAGUCACCGGAACAGGAGGCGGAGGUUUCUGGCGGAAGAGAAUGGGUAUUCCAACUACGAAUACGACGCCUUCAUCUCGUACAGCAACGAAGACAGGGAAUUCGUGCAACGGCUCACGUCUACCUUGGAAAAGGAGCCUCCGGCUUUCAAGCUUUGCAUCUACGAACGAGAUUUCCAGGUCGGAGGCGUGCUGAACGAGUGCAUAAUCCAGGGCAUCGAUACGAGUCGAACCACGAUCAUGAUCCUGUCGGAGAAUUUCGUCUCGAGUCAAUGGUGUACGUGGGAGUUACACAUGGCCCAACAUCAACUCUUCCGGGAGAAACGGGAAGGUACGACAGACAAUAAAGGAACGGGGUUUGGUCACGUGUUCUCCAUCUGUGAGGUGACCGAGGUGUGGCAGUUCCCAUCUGUGACAUCACGCUGUGAUUGGCCCGUCUCAAAGACGGCACGUCUCAUUCAGAUUAGAUGGCACCCGAAAUGGAAGGGUCGCUACGUUGUCAUGAUCCUUCAAAUGCAUGAAAACUAA
Darwinula stevensoni is the source of this 2793-nucleotide messenger RNA. NCBI's taxonomy places the organism in Eukaryota, Metazoa, Arthropoda, Ostracoda, Podocopida, Darwinulidae. The record is from the annotation of a GenBank genome assembly.